AUGACCACUCUCAUCACAGGCGGAACUGGCAGGACUGGACUGGGCCUCGCAAAGCUUCUGCACGCCGCGAACUACCCAGUGCUCAUCGCGACACGCACAGGGGUCGCCCCCGCGCCAUUCAAAGCCGUCAAAUUCGACUGGAACGACGCAUCGACGCACGAAGCCGCGUUCGACACCGCUGAUCCCCCGGUCGACCAGGUGUACAUCGUCGGCCCGCCUGCGAGCACCGAUGUCGCGUUGCACACCAAGUUCGUCGAGCUUGCAAUAUCGAAAGGUGUGAAGCGCUUCGCGCUGAUGUCGGCCACUGUCGUUGGGCCAGAUGCGAACUCGCCGUUCCCGGCUGGUGUCGUGCAUCAGCAGUUGAUUGAUGCUGGUGUCGACUUUGUGGUAGUGAGGCCUACUUGGUUCAUUCGUAAGCAACACAUCGUUUCUCUCUCCUAUAAGAAUUUUGAUAACUUGGGCAUCACGAAUUUCAGCACUAUAUUCUCAGCGGCGCAAGAUGGGAAAGUACCUUUCGUCUCGACAGAGGAUAUCUCCCAAGUGGUAUUCGAGGGUUUAACAGCGGAGAAAAGUCCAAACGACAGUAUCUUCGUCGUGGGUCCCGAGCUCCUCACCUACGAAGAUGCUGCAAAAAUCAUAUCUUCUGUGCUGGGCCGAACGAUCACUUACAAACGCAACACUAUCGAAGAACAAGCGGCCUUGUACACCCAAGUCGGGGCUCCAGCCGAUUAUGCCAAAUUAUUGGCAGCCUUGGACGCAGAUGUGGCUACAGGGACUGAAGAGGCUGUGUUUAAUGAUGCGGAGGCCGCUGCAAAAGGCCGCCUCUUUGUCGGGAAGCACACACUGCUUGAAUUCUUUAAGGAAGGGAAGAAUGUGCAAGCCAAGUAA
Psilocybe cubensis is the source of this 888-nucleotide messenger RNA. RefSeq lists its product as uncharacterized. The record is from RefSeq and is a predicted model, not a curated record. The transcript has 3 exons. NCBI's taxonomy places the organism in Eukaryota, Fungi, Basidiomycota, Agaricomycetes, Agaricales, Agrocybaceae. The coding region runs from base 1 to 888 and encodes 295 amino acids.